Molecule: messenger RNA, 3042 nt
Organism: Pelodiscus sinensis (Chinese soft-shelled turtle)
Lineage: Eukaryota; Metazoa; Chordata; Testudines; Trionychidae
Gene: PLP1
Product: proteolipid protein 1
Biological process (GO): central nervous system myelination; axon development
Cellular component (GO): plasma membrane; myelin sheath
Molecular function (GO): structural constituent of myelin sheath
Source: RefSeq, a predicted model, not a curated record
AGUCCUUUUCUUUGGAAGAGGAGGCCAGAGAUAUUCAGAGAGCAAAAGUAAAGCGAAGAGAGAGGAUUUGUUCGGGCUGAACAAAGAGAGACACAAAAGGGAAGGCGGUGAGAGGGACUUGACUGAGCCCAGACACAAUGGGUUGGUUAGAGUGCUGCGCAAGAUGUCUCAUAGGAGCGCCCUUUGCUUCGCUGGUGGCCACUGGGCUGUGUUUCUUUGGGGUAGCGCUGUUCUGCGGCUGUGGGCAUGAAGCACUCACUGGCACCGAGCGGCUAAUUGAGACCUACUUCUCCAAAAACUACCAGGACUAUGAGUAUCUCAUCGACGUGAUCCACGCCUUCCAAUACGUCAUCUAUGGAACGGCCUCUUUCUUCUUCCUCUACGGGGCCCUCCUUCUGGCCGAGGGCUUCUACACCACGGGGGCCGUCCGGCAGAUCUUCGGCGACUACAAGACCACCAUCUGCGGCAAGGGCCUCAGCGCUACGGUAACAGGGGGCCAGAAGGGGAGGGGUUCCCGAGGCCACCAUCAAGCUCACGCUUUGGAGCGGGUGUGUCAGUGUUUGGGCAAAUGGCUAGGACAUCCCGACAAGUUUGUGGGCGUGACCUAUGCCCUGACCAUCCUCUGGCUCCUGGUGUUUGCCUGCUCCGCCGUGCCCGUCUACAUUUACUUCAAUACCUGGACAACGUGCCAAUCCAUUGCCUUCCCCAGCAAGACCUCUGCCAGCAUAGGCACGCUGUGUGCUGAUGCCAGGAUGUACGGUGUCCUCCCAUGGAACGCGUUCCCAGGAAAGGUGUGCGGCUCCAACCUCCUGUCCAUCUGUAAGACCCCCGAGUUCCAAAUGACCUUCCACCUGUUUAUUGCCGCAUUCGUUGGUGCUGCAGCCACCCUGGUGUCACUGCUCACUUACAUGAUUGCUGCGACUUACAACUUUGCCGUCCUCAAACUCAUGGGCCGAGGCACAAAGUUCUAGGCUGCCGGAGGGAGUUGAGCUAGCCGAAAUGCCCUUUUCCCUCUAACCACGAGGCUUUAACAAUGCAGCCAGCCCACACCAGGCCUCCGACUCUAAUGCCACCUUCACCGCUGACUCCCCCUCCAUCCCCUCGACGAGCGUAACAAGGGCAGAGAGACCGCCGACGAUGGAUACACCCUCAUGCACUUUUCUCUCUGGGCACGUCGGUAGCUCUGUGGCUCCGCGGCAAGUGGGGCCGGCAAUUGGGAAAGCCCCAACGAAGAGGGUUUCCUGCCAGGCCAAAAUCAGGAUAAAGCAGACGUGGGAUUCGUACGGUCCCCAACUUUCCACCAUUUUCUAGGGUUAGGAACGAGCCUUUCUGCUUCUGGGAGGCAGGAAUCAAAGUCAGUUGCUCUCCUAUGAGGGAGGAGGAUACUGCUUGCUGCACAGAGGGAGAAGGAAGUCGUCUGGCCCGGGUUCCAUCGCUAUAGACUCUCCUUGUUACAAAAGACACAGUCCUCGCUUCCAUCUUCAUUCCGCAGAUGGAGGAGAAGAGGACUUUUUCAUGGUAAAGAAAGAGAAUUUACCCUCCUCUGCCUGCUGUAGCCAGAGUACUAGGGGUUUAGAGCAAGGAUCUUCCCAAAGCGGGGAGAGAGCACAGACCCCUUGCUAGUCUUCCUUAACCCAGCCCACCCUACUUAAAGCAUAAAGGAGCUUGGUGUCUGUAGACAAAUGGGACUCUUGGUCUUACACCUCAACAGAAAUAGGGUUAGAACGGUCUCCGCCUUGCACGGGACUCACUCCCCAUGUGCCCUGCUGCAGGAGACCAGCUUGGCCUAGAGGGACUUCUCAGACCAGUGGCCUGAGUGUGUAAGCCAGACGGGUCCCUUUUGUAGACACGGGAUAACUCUUUGGACUGUAUGUCUUUGCGUGUCUUUUCUCUUGUAACCAGCUGUGCACAUUGAACUCUGGCACACCUUCACAAUGGUGCUCCUCUCCUCGGGUGACGUUUGCUUCCGUGAUGCUCUGUAAAUCGAAGAUCUUGAUUUGUUUCUGCGCCGUGUCAAAUUUCACCUCUUCCUCGCACCCACCCGCUCCCUGUUCCUCAGGGGUUUCCCGGGAGCCAGGCUGUCUAUUUUAAAAGUGGCCAACACUUAAAAAAAUUCCGUGUCUCCUUUUGAGCCAGUCAUUCAGAAGGCAAAUAAAUAAACGAGUAAGGGGGCAGAGCGUGCUCUGCACGGUCGGAUUUGCACGGUCGUUAAAUACGGCCAUUUCUGAGCAAAUCAAAACCCUCCGGCUUCCAAUUAGGUCUUUCUCACUGGGCAAGUUGAGGAGCCAACGUCUGUCUAUGCAGAAUGUGAUUUCAGUGUUUUCCCUUUUCGCUGGCGACACCAGGAUGGGGGGAAAGGGUUGGAUUAGUGCAACGUGCUGAAGAGAGGGGAUGGUCCCUCCUUUCUAGAAGCUCUCAGUGAUCACACGACCACAGCAGCCCACAGAGAGGGAGGGAGGAGCCCGUGUCUGCUGAAAACGCCUGUUUCCAGCCUUUCCCCUUCUGGUUUUAUGAACUCCAGGAAGAGGCGUUUGGCUUGGUGUUUAUCGAAGAAUCUACUUGCAGCCUGCGGGGUUCCGGCAGUGGUUUCAGUGCGGGUGUGGGUCAGCAAGCAGGCCUACCACGCAGGGAGCAUGGGGCGUUUUUGCCACCACAUAUGAUGAAGUAGAUUAGUUAGGCUCCCAGGGUACAUGGGUUUGGGGAGGGGAUGGGAUGAAAGGGGGUAGGGAGGACGGGGGUGGGAGGAAACCAGUCAAGAUCAGGAAAAUGGCGUCUUGUAUUUUGUAUUGAUUUAAUAACAUAACAAAUAACCAACCCCCUCUCCCGCCACCCCCUCUCCCUUCCCCAGGACCCCAAACACACACAUCUCACACACACACACACACACACACACAAGUUAAUCAAAUGAAAGUGUUUCCUUCCAUUCUGCUCUAGAAUUUCAACCUUUUAACCAAUAAAAAGGAGCAAGUUUGGAGAGACUUGUCUUACAAGGUGUAUUUUAUCAAAUUAAAGGAAAUAAAUUAAAAUUAAGACCGUUCUGAA